This is a messenger RNA of Hemicordylus capensis (graceful crag lizard), 3471 nucleotides long. It is a transcript of the gene ASTE1, whose product is annotated as asteroid homolog 1. The transcript has 5 exons. The record is from RefSeq and is a predicted model, not a curated record. Bases 339 to 2330 code for a protein of 663 amino acids. NCBI's taxonomy places the organism in Eukaryota, Metazoa, Chordata, Lepidosauria, Squamata, Cordylidae.
CACUCAUUGCACUUGCAUGUCAGGAAAAAUCUGGACUUCUGUCGUGCAGCAAGUAAAGGCACAGCAACAGUCCUGCGAGAAGGAUAUGGUGGAAACCCUAUUUGGUAGACAAGUGCCUAGAUGAAAGGCUGAGUUUCUAAAAUAAUAGACGUCGAGGCUUGAGGGUUCCUCAGAAUCAUGCACACACCCCAUUGUUCUGGAAGGGCUCCCAUGCCUUUACCAGCUGUAGGACGGUUAGAGAUCCAUUAUCAUAGCACCAUCUCUGUACCAGAGAAAACUGCACCCAUGCAAAACAAUCUAUUCCCACCAAAUAGCUAACCCAGGAGCAUUUCAGAAGAAUGGGCAUCCAUGGAUUAAUGAGCUAUGUUGGUGAACAUAAUGAGUUCUUUCUUGACUUGAAGUUGAGGAACACCAAAGUAAUAAUUGAUGGAAAUAAUUUGUAUCAUCGGCUUUACUUUGACUCAAAUCUGGACAUCAGGCGUGGUGGGGAUUAUGAUUCUUUUACAGACAUUACACACAAGUUUUUUGAAACAUUGACUGUGUGCAGCAUACAGGCCUAUGUUGUGCUAGAUGGAGGGUGUGAUGCUAGUGACAAAAAGCUUACAACCUUAAAGGAAAGAGCUCAGGAGAAGAUCCGCUCAGCUCAUUCCCUUUCCCGUGGUGGUGGAGGAUGCGUAUUGCCUUUGCUUAUCAGAGAAGUCUUUAAACAGAUCUUAACACAACUACAAGUGCCCUUUGUCCAGUCCUUUUCAGAGGCAGAUAGGGACAUUGUGUCAUUUGCCAAUCACUUGAACGGCCUUGUGUUAACUUUAGAUAGUGACUUUUGCAUUUUUGACCUAAGAGCAGGUUAUUGUCCUCUAAAUUACUUUCAGUGGAGAAAUCUUUGCACACAUAAAGACUCACAAGACUGCUACAUCCCAGCAAGGUGCUUCUCCUUAGAGAGAUUCUGUAACCAUUUCAGCAAUAUGAACAAAACCCUCCUGCCUCUUUUUGCAGUGAUGAGUGGCAACGAUUAUAUUAACCUGCCAGCCAUGGAAAUGUUCUUUAGCAAGGUAUGUCUUCCUGUUGGAAGCUCCAGGCAGAGGGGUAGAAAGCAUGUCCGCAUUCAGGGGCUACUGAACUGGCUGUCUCGUUUUUCUGAUCCCACUGAGGCAAUAGAAAAUGUACUGAAAUAUCUUCCAAAGCACGAGGAAGAACAAACAAGACAUUUUCUCUGCUCUUCAAUGGCAGAAUAUGAGCCAUCCAAGAUCAAUGUGGAAGACUUUUUUCAGAACGGAGUAUAUGAUUCUGAGGAAGCCAAAGACUUAGAAUUGCCCCAAUGGAUUAUUGUUGCUUUAGCUAAAGGCCUCCUAGCACCAUUUGUUAGUGAUGCCCUAGUAUUAAGGAGAACAUUCCUUCAUGCUCAGGUGGAGAAUAUGCAACGACCUAGUGCUCAUUCUACAGCUCUGCCCCUUCGACAGGUUAUCUAUAGGCUGCUGUUGAACAUCUCACAGUGCUCACUCAGUACCUCACUGAACAAGCCACCCGUGUCUUCCAUUUUCCAUGAAUUCGACAGAAGCCAAUUAUCACUCAAGAAAUCAUUUGUUCAAGCGGCAGCACUGCCUGGAAAUGUUUGCAAUGACCAGUAUUCUCUGGUUAUGUUAAAUGAGGUUGCCUUAGCAGACCGCCUGACACUUUUGUUGGAGGCCUUAAGUGUGACAGGUAGCAUCCUUGAGCCAAUCCCCAGACUGCUGUGGCUUCCUGUGGCUGUGACCUGUUACUGGGCACAGCAUUCAGAACCCAAAGUGAAGUUGCAUCACAUGAAAGCUUUGCUCCUUGGAUUUGUAUAUGGUGAAUUACACUCAGUGCUACAUAAUCCAGAUCCUGAGAUUCCAGCUGCUGAGGUCAAUACAAUUGUGUACAAUCAGUUCCUGAAUUGGAAACAAAAGAAAUUGCAAAAGGAGGUGUUGGAUUUAGACACUGCACACGUUUUCUGCCAGUGGCAGUGCUGUCUUCAAGUGGGAUUGUAUCUCAACCAGCUGCUUAGCUCUCCUCUCCCUGAGCCAGAUCUUACACGGCUUUAUAAUGGAACCCUUGUGCACAGAUUAUGCCGUGAGCUUAAAUCAACUUCCACACCAGAGAACAUUCUCAGUGCAUCUCCAAAGAUGUACCAGCUUUACUGCAACAUGGUACACAUAGUAAAAGACUCUAUACCUCCAAACUUCUUCCAGAAAAAGAAGUCCAAGAAAAGAAAGAAUCAAGCUCUGGCUAAAAAAGAAGGUGCUACCGUGGAAGCUUUGCCUUUGUGCAGUGUUAACAACAGAUUUGCAGCAUUCAUGGUGGAGGACUAAAAGCACAUUGUAUUUAACAUGAUGGAUUAUAUUAUUUUUUGCAUUGGCUUUAUAAGGCCUCUCUCAAAUGGAACCAUUCAGUACUGCUGGGUUUGACUGUUUUCCUAUCAAGCUUCAUUUAUCUAGUCAGAUGAUAAAGCUUCUUAUCUUUGAGUAGUACUAUUGAACUGAGUAGUCUCAGAAGGAGGGAUGUGGGGUGGAUAAUUUCUCUAUACUUUUUUUUCCACAGAAAGUUUUCCAUUUCUGAAGUUUUGUUGGCCAACAUCCAGACUAGCAUUCCACACAUGCAGCAAUGCAAGUUCCAGACUACCAACAUUCCAGAUUAUCACUGUACUGUUCUUUGGGGGAAAGGGGUAAUUUUUGCCAAUGUGUCACCAAAAUAGGUCCCUGUUGAGACAACACAACAGUAGUCUGGAACUUGCACUGCUGCAUGUGCACAGUGCUAGUCAGACCAGCAUUUUCAUAAAAUGCAUUACAGUUGGCCCUCAUUGUCCAUGGUCUCAGCAUUCACAUUUUCACAUAUUCACGGUUGGACCAUGUCCACCUAGCCUUGUUAUCCAUGGUUCUACAAAUAGUUUAAAUUCACCUAUCUGUGGUUCUUAGGUGGCCGGAAAUGAUCUCCAAGGUCAUUGCCAGCCACCAUUUUGCUGAAAGGAGCUAUUUUGUGGCCCUCGCUUAAAUUUUUAAAAAAAAUUCCACAAUUUUUCACAGAAAAUCGGUGGAAUUGUAGGUUUUGGCAGGCAUUGCUGGACUGCUAGAGACCUAAAGAGCAUAGUAUGUUGCUUUAUUGCUUUUAUUUCUGCCUCCUCCCCACUUUUUUAGCCUUUUGUUUUACCUCUAGGAACAUAACCCAACAAUUCCCAUUCAAUCAAGGUCUCAUUUUCUGUGUUUUCGUUAUCUGCAGUUUCGUUAUCCACAGUUGUAGGUGAGAACAGAACCACUGCAGUUAACGAGGGCCACCUGUAGUGACAAUGAGUAGAUGCCAAUGUAAUGUUUGGUAGGUUCAGCAAUUUCAGAGUUGUAAUUCAUGAUCUCUGAAGUGAUCCCUAUUCCCUCACAACCUGGGUUCUGCACCUGUACCAUAAUCCUUGCAGAAGAAUUAAAAGCUCUUUGAGGCGUUCUUCAGCUCUGCUUAAUCACA